GUUGUCUGUUGAAUUGUGACAGAGAGAGACAGAGUAAUAAAGAGUGAGAGGGAGAAUUGGGGCGAGGGAAAAAAACAAGGAUAACAACACAGAGACACCGAUACUCCCGCCACUUCUUCGUUCCUUCGUCUUCCAGUUUUACUUUUUGCACCGUCAUGGCCCAUUAAGACUGAACAUUUUGCAAAUUGAAUUCGCACCCGUUGUUUUUUGUGGAAUCAAUUUUUUACGUCACUCUCUCGAUUGAUAAUCGGCGAUGGCUGAGAGUGAAAAAUUACUCCUAAUCACGAAUGAUGGGAUGAAAAAGUGCGAUGAAUGUCAAUACGCGGAGAAUUGUGAUUCUGCAUUUGAGUUAUUUUCGUUACUUUGCAUAACUACUGUGAUGCCAACUGAUGUAGAGUGUCUCUUACCUACGGGUUAUUCGUCCGAUUGUUGAGAGGUGAUGGGCAAAGAUGUUUCCAACCGAGGGAAUCAACAGACCAGUUGCGUCGAUACAAAACACAUAGCUGUGAUGAUAGUUACGGACAACCGGUGGAACUUGUUAACCAGCGAUUCCAAUUUAUUAAUUGUUUCACUUGUGCCAACAGUAGCCCGCUCGCAGCGGGUUAUCUUCCACUUGUACACAUGAUUAUUUUCGUGGAAUGGGAAAGAAUACCGAUGAUCCAUGAGUGCAUUUCAUGAUUGAAUACAGACAUUGAUGAACAUUCAUCAUUUGAUCGAGGUAGACACAAAAUUUAGAGGUGAAAUCACUGUCAUGAAGGAUAUGGGAUUGGCAGAUGCUGAUUUGAGCAUGGGUACCGGGGGCACAGGGGGUUCGGUCCUCGGUAUUCCAGGAUCAGGUGUUGGUGGUGGUGUUUUAUCGCAACACUGUGCCAUUUGUGGUGAUAGAGCAACCGGCAAACAUUAUGGUGCGGCGUCGUGCGACGGUUGCAAAGGAUUUUUCCGGCGUUCAGUCAGGAAAAAUCAUCUCUACACGUGCAGAUUCAGUCGAAACUGUGUGGUGGACAAGGACAAGCGCAACCAAUGUAGAUACUGCAGGCUAAGGAAGUGUUUCAAAGCGGGUAUGAAGAAGGAAGCGGUGCAAAAUGAACGAGAUAGGAUCAGUUGUAGAAGACCCAGCUAUGAAGAGCAAACAAGUAAUGGUGGUGGCCUGUCUGUAGUAUCUUUAUUGCAGGCCGAAAUGCUGAGUAGACAAGUAGUGGCGGCCUUAGAGGUUCAACAACUUGGUAGUCCACACAAUGAGACUGAUCUUAGUAAUAAGCAGAUAGCAAACAUAAACGACGUUUGUGACAGCAUGAAACAACAAUUGUUGAUUUUGGUUGAGUGGGCCAAGUACAUUCCCGCAUUUUGUGAGCUCUCAUUGGACGAUCAAGUUGCUCUAUUGAGGGCCCACGCGGGUGAGCAUCUACUUCUUGGUGUUGCUCGACGCAGUAUGCAUCUCAACGAUGUGUUGUUACUCGGGAAUAAUUGUAUCAUCACAAAAAGCUGUCCUGUCAUAUCAUUGCCAACAGAGGGACGCAAUCAGGAUUUGGAUAUCAGCAGGGUUGGAAUACGUGUGAUGGAUGAGCUAGUUAAGCCACUGAACGAGGUGCAGAUUGAUGAUACCGAAUUUGCGUGUCUCAAGGCCAUUGUAUUUUUCGAUCCAAAUGCUAAGGGCUUGAGUGAGCCAGCACGAAUCAAGCAUCUGCGGUAUCAAAUACAAAUAAAUCUUGAGGACUACAUCAGCGAUCGUCAAUACGACAGUCGAGGACGCUUCGGUGAAAUUCUAUUGACACUGCCAGCCCUUCAAUCCAUCUCCUGGCAAAUGAUUGAGCAAAUACAGUUUGUCAGGUUGUUUGGCGUUGCCCACAUAGACAGUCUACUUCAAGAGAUGCUUUUGGGUGGUGCUAGUACUGAUUUAAAUGGUGGAACAACUCCUCUACCAGUGCCCCAUGCGCCGGAGAGCUAUGUCAGCAGUAAUGAGAGCCCCAGCAGUCCACUCACACCAGCCAACACUGGACCCCUGAGUCCCCAGGAUCACAUGCUCGGUGCUACCAGCCCUGUCAUGAUCCUCCGGGACUUGACAACUUUACCUCAAGACGAUGCCAAUACUGUUGGCAGCUUUCGAUUAUUCAAACAGGAACCCAGUAUGGAAACCGAAACGCCAUUUUGACUAGAGGAACUCUCACUCUACUCGGAUGAUGUUAAACUCUAUGUGCAGUGAUGUGUUGUUUAGGUCUUCGCGAAUGACAUAAUAUCUUUUUGUUUAUAGUUUGGGAUUAAGGUUCUUUUGGGGCAUUCAUCGGUGAUCAGAGUGCCUAACACAGUCACCUCAAAUCGCUCAAUGUUUCUGAUAAUGAUACAUUUAAGUGUUAUCUUUGUUUUUUUCGUUUUAUGUGACGAUACAGGUACUGAGCACAAUGAUAUUUUUACGAACACUUGCUAUCUCUGGUGCUCAAACUUAUUGCUCAAUUUUAAAAUUAGUGAUUACAUUAUCCGUGGUGGAUCAACACUGGGAAGCAUGAUUGGGAUAAUGGAUGGAUGAUAAAUGACAAUCCAGAUUGAUAAAAAUGGUGGAUCUUGAGAGUAAUAAGAGAGUUAUAAUUUUAUUUCCCCAGUGUUGGAGGAAAAACUGUGGAGAUUCUAUCGUUGUUUUGCGCAAAGAUUCUCGUGCAUAAAUGAUUUAUCGCUUCACAUUCUAUGGUAUUAUCGUUAAAGGUAUAUUUUUGAUAAAUGUGUCGUAGAGACAUUGAAUUUUGUAAUUGAGAAAUAUUUUUCAUGAUAUAUAUGUAAAAAAUGCCAUUCCGAUAAUGCAGUUAUAAGUGCAAGCUCACACAUGUAGAAAUAUAUUAUCGUUGUUGUAAAUAAUGCAAAAAUAGAUAGUAAUUGUUCAAGCUAAUCGAAGUUAACUUUGAUUAUUUUUGACGAUGUAAGCCGCUACAAUGCAAUUUAAUUUAGUAACACCAAUUUUCAUAAUUUGGUGGAUUCUUAUGAAUCAGGUAUAAUAGAUUCCAAAGUUCGAUUUAUGAACAGAUGUUAUAAAUUAUUUGAUCAAUCACGGGUGUUUCCCUAUGAAAAGAUUUCACAGUGUAGUUUCACAUUUUGGCCGGACAUGAAAGCAAUAUUAAUUAGAUAAGAUGUUAGAAUGCUCUCAGAUAUUCAGAGAUAUAUUUUCGUGAAGAAAUAAUCUCAAUUAAUGUUAGAAAAUUGCAUCAGGGAUACAAAAAUUAAUUUUCUAGUAGUUUUAGUAUUUGUUGAUAUUUAAUACUUGCAAAAUAUGGAAUAAAUUCGAGGCAAAUUAUGUUUUUUUUUUCGAAAGAGAGGAAUUUUAUUCAAGAUAUCAGUUUGGAGGCAUUGACAGACAUUUCGUUUAAUGAUAUAUGAAUUUUAAUAAUUAGCGUUGGGUUGUGAAUUAAAACUCUAUGCAAGGAAUAUUACAGAAAUAUUUGUUAUCUAAUUAUUUUCAUUCUUGUUUACGAUUUCAUUCUUUAGUUGUAUAUACAAUAAUUUUUAUUUGUUAUUUAAUUACGAAUUCGAUGUUUGUAUAAUUGAAUAAAGGGAUAUGUGAUUUACUA
Diachasma alloeum is the source of this 3551-nucleotide messenger RNA. RefSeq names its product hepatocyte nuclear factor 4-gamma (gene Hnf4). Gene Ontology annotation, biological process: anatomical structure development; regulation of transcription by RNA polymerase II; cell differentiation. Gene Ontology annotation, molecular function: zinc ion binding; nuclear receptor activity; RNA polymerase II cis-regulatory region sequence-specific DNA binding. Gene Ontology annotation, cellular component: nucleus. NCBI's taxonomy places the organism in Eukaryota, Metazoa, Arthropoda, Insecta, Hymenoptera, Braconidae. The transcript has 6 exons. The record is from RefSeq and is a predicted model, not a curated record. Bases 695 to 2149 code for a protein of 484 amino acids.